CCUCGAGAAUUUGCACAUUUUUUGUCUGCUUCGCUCUCAAUUUUCAACUAUUUCCUUAGUCACUCUUAUUUCUCUUUUUCUUCACAUUCUUCCGAGAGAUCAAUUGGAGUUCACUGCUAAUUGAAGAAUUACAGUUCAACAAUGGUGUCGCCGAAGCAGCUUUUAUCGACAGUGGAAGAGUCGCUGCUUGGCCCAAACCCUCCGACGCCGGCGCAGAGAGUAGAACUCAUCCAUGCCAUUCGCCAAUCUCUUCCCUCUCUCCGCAACUUGCUUUCUUAUCCUCCUCCAAAACCAUCGGACCGAGCUCAGGUGCAUUCUAAGGAAGUCAGGCUGCCAAAUUCUGGAUCAAUUACGCUGGAUGAUGAAGAUGUCCAGAUUGCGCUUAAACUCAGUGAUGAUCACCAUCUUAAUGAAAUUGACUGUGUUCGCUUGCUUGUUGCUGCCAAUCAAGAGUGGAGCUUAUUAGGGAGAGAUCCUUUAGAAAUUUUGCGCCUUGCAGCAGGACUCUGGUAUACAGAGAGAAGGGAUCUAAUAACAGCUCUUUACACUUUACUACGGGCUGUUGUCCUUGACCAAGGGCUUGAAGCUGAUCUUUUGGCUGACAUCCAGAGAUACUUGGAAGAUCUAUUUAAUUCUGGAGUUAGACAGCGAUUUAUUUCAUUAAUAAAGGAACUCAAUCGAGAAGAACCUGCGGGGUUGGGUGGGCCUAAUUCAGAAUGCUAUGUUCUUGACUCAAGGGGUGCUCUAGUGGAACGGCGAGCUGUGGUUUGUAGAGAGAGGGUCAUUCUUGGUCAUUGCCUUGUUCUUUCUGUUUUGGUCGUAAGAACAGGUUCUAAAGAUGCAAAAGACAUCUUUGCUGCCUUAAAAGAUAAUACAGAGGACUUUAGUCAGAGCACCGAUGUUUUGAAGCAUCAGGUUAUAUAUAGCCUUCUUUUCUCUCUUGUGAUUGCUUUCAUCUCAGAUGCUUUAAGUGCAGUACCCGAUAAAGAGUCUGUAUUGUCUUGUGACCCUUCAUUUAAGAACGAUUUCCAGAAAGCUGUUAUGGUUACUGGAAAUGAUCCAAUUGUUGAGGGCUUUGUCAAUUGUGUAAGGCUUGCAUGGGCUGUACAUUUGAUGUUAACACAGGAUGGUUUUGAUGUAAAGGAUACUUCAGCUGCUCCUUCAUCUAAUCAUGCGCAAUACAUUUGUGCAUGCUUGGACAUCGUUUUCUCCAACAAUGUUUUCCAGUUUUGGCUGGAUAAGAUUCUUCGAACUGCUGCUUUUAAGAACGAUGAUGAGGAUAUGAUUUAUAUGUACGAUGCUUACCUGCAUAAAAUGGUUACAUGCUUUCUAUCUCAUCCGCUUGCUAGAGACAAGGUUAAAGAAACAAAAGAAAAAGCAAUGAAUGCCCUUGGUGCAUACCGCCAGGUUGGUUCGAAUGAUCCUAUGGUGGAUGGUGGCUCACAUUCUCAUCAUUCUUCUGAAACAACUUCUCAACCUUUUGUGUCUUUGUUGGAGUUUGUAAGUGAAAUUUAUCAGAAGGAGCCUGAGCUAUUGAUUGGGAAUGAUGUCUUAUGGACAUUUGUGAAUUUUGCUGGAGAAGAUCAUACUAAUUUUCAAACGCUAGUAGCAUUUUUAAACAUGCUGAGCACUUUGGCCUCCAGUCCAGAGGGUGCUUCAAAAGUAUUCGAGUUACUUCAAGGAAAAACAUUUCGCUCUAUUGGGUGGAGCACUUUAUUUGAUUGCUUGUCAAUAUAUGAGGAAAAAUUUAAGCAGUCCCUUCAAAGUCCAGGAGCCUUGUUGCCAGAGUUCCAGGAAGGAGAUGCAAAAGCUCUUGUUGCAUAUUUGAAUGUUCUACAGAAGGUUGUUGAAAAUGGGAAUCCAAUUGAAAGGAAGAACUGGUUUCCAGAUAUCGAGCCUUUAUUCAAGCUUCUUGGUUAUGAAAACGUCCCUCCUUAUCUCAAGGGUGCAUUGCGUAAUACCAUAGCUACUUUUGUCAAAGUCUCUCCUGCUCUAAGAGAUGCAAUUUGGGCUUAUUUAGAGCAAUAUGAUCUACCUGUAGUUAUUGGUCCUCAGGUCAGAAACAAUGUACAGCCAAUGCCUGCACAGAUAUAUGAUAUGCGGUAUGAGUUAAAUGAGAUAGAAGCAAGAAGAGAGCAAUAUCCAUCUACUAUAUCAUUUGUUAACCUACUAAAUACUCUUAUUGCUGAUGAAACGGAUGUGAGCGAUCGAGGGCGUAGAUUUAUUGGCAUUUUCAGAUUCAUAUGUGAUCAUGUGUUUGGACCAUUUCCCCAGAGAGCCUAUUCAGAUCCUUGUGAGAAAUGGCAGCUGGUUGUUGCUUGUCUUCAGCACUUCCGGAUGAUACUUGCCAUGUAUGAUAUCAAGGAUGAGGAUAUUGAUAGUGUUAACCCAUCUCAACAAUCAUCCGUGCUGCAAUCUACUCCACUUGAGAUGCAGCUUCCUGUGAUGGAGUUGAUGAAAGAUUUUAUGAGUGGAAAAACUGUGUUCCGAAAUGUGAUGGCCAUUAUUUUGCCUGGUGUCGAUUCUAUAAUUACAGACCGCACAAAUCAAAUUUAUGGGCAACUCCUUGAAAAAGCCGUCCUCCUAUCAUUAGAAGUUAUUCUUCUUGUUUUGGACAAAGAUGUAACUGUAUCUGAUUUCUGGCGCCCACUAUAUCAGCCUUUGGAUGUUGUACUCUCUCAGGAUCAUAAUCAGAUAGUGGCUCUCAUAGAGUAUGUCAGAUAUGAUUUUCAGCCAAGAAUUCAGCAAUGUUCUAUUAAAAUUAUGAGUAUUCUAAGUUCUCGAAUGGUUGGUCUAGUUCAAUUGCUUUUAAAAUCCAAUGCUGCAGGUCCUUUGAUUGAGGACUAUGCUGCCUGCUUGGAGUUACGAUCUGAGUCUCAGAUUGUUGAGGACAGCAGUGAAGAUCCUGGCGUUCUCAUAUUGCAACUGCUUAUAGAUAAUAUUGGCAGGCCGGCCCCAAAUAUUGCUCAUCUACUUCUCAAGUUUGAUCUUGAUAGCCCGGUCGAGAGGACGGUGCUUCAGCCAAAAUUUCACUACAGUUGCUUGAAGGUCAUUCUUGAUGUUUUGGAAAAGCUGUCAAAACCUGAGGUGAAUGCAUUGCUUCACGAAUUUGGCUUUCAGCUCCUUUAUGAGUUAUGUGUGGAUCCACUCGCUGGUGGUCCUACAAUGGAUCUGUUGAGUACCAAGAAGUAUCAGUUCUUUCUGAAGCACCUAGAUACAUUUGCUGUUGCUCCACUUCCCAAGAGGAAUAACAAUCAGGCUCUUCGGAUCAGCUCUCUUCAUCAGAGAGCAUGGUUGUUGAAGCUUUUAGCUGUUGAAUUACAUGGUGCUGAUAUGGCUAGUUCUCAUCAUAGAGAUUCAUGUCAAUGUAUUCUUGCUGAGCUAUUUGGCUUGGAAAUUCCUGAGAGUGGCAUUGAUAAGAAUACACUACAACCAAUGAUUUUGAACAGCAGUGAUAUUGCUGGAAUUAGAAUGAUGGGCAAGAACAAGGUUUUAGGAUUGCUUGAAGUUGUGCAGUUCAAAUCCCCAGACAAUGUGAAGUCUUCACAGGCCAUCUCUAAUAUGAAAUGUGGUUUUAUGGCCGAGGAGAUCCUUAGCAAUCCAUCAACUGUUGGAAAGGGUGGUAUUUAUUACUACUCAGAGCGGGGUGAUCGCUUGAUUGAUCUUACUUCAUUUCGUGACAAACUUUGGCAGAAAUGUAAUAUAUUUAAUCCCCAGCUAAGCUCCUUUGGUAGUGAAGCUGAGCUAAAUGAAUUGAGGGAUGUAAUUCAGCAGUUGCUGAGAUGGGGAUGGAAAUAUAACAAGAAUCUUGAAGAACAAGCUGCUCAGCUUCACAUGCUAACAGGCUGGUCUCAGAUUGUUGAGGUCUCUGCAUCCAGAAGGAUUUCAUCGCUUCAGAAUAGAUCUGAAGUACUAUUUCAGUUGCUAGACGCUUCCCUCAGUGCUUCUGCUUCUCCUGACUGUUCACUGAAGAUGGCGCUUAUGUUGUCGCAGGUUGGUCUUACAUGCAUGGCAAAAUUACGUGAUGAACGUUUCUUAUGGCCUGGUGGUAUGAAUGCCGAUACAGUCGCUUUUCUUGAUAUGAUCAUGACAAAACAGUUGUCUAAUGGAGCAUGCCAAUCUAUUUUAUUCAAGCUUAUCAUGGCAAUUCUUAGACAUGAAACAUCGGAAACAUUGAGGAGACGCCAAUACGCAUUGCUCCUCAGCUACUUCCAGUACUGUCAACAUAUGCUUGAUCCUGAUAUUCCUGCCACAGUUCUGCAGUUCUUAUCAGCUAAUGAGCAAGACAAUGAUCUGGAUCUAGAAAAGUAUGACAAAGAGCAGGCUGAAUUGGCACGAUUGAAUUUUGCUAUUUUACGGAAGGAAGCUCAACCAAUCCUCGAUUUGGUAAUAAAAGAUGCAACUCAAGGUGGUGAAUCUGGAAAGACCAUGUCGCUUUAUGUUCUGGAUGCAUUGAUCUCCAUUGAUCAUGACAAGUUUUUCCUAAGCCAACUACAAAGUAGAGGCUUUUUAAGGUCUUGCUUAAUGAGCAUCAGUAAUGUGUCAUAUCAGGAUAGCCGGCUUUCUUUGGAGUCAAUGCAACGGAUUUACGCACUUGAAGGAGAGCUGGCACUUCUGUUGAGAAUUAGCCAUAAGUAUGGAAAAUCAGGCGCCCAGGUUCUAUUCUCAAUGGGUGCUGUGGAGCAUCUUUCUUCUUGUAGGGUAUUUAACAUGCAAGUUAAGGGGGGUCUCCGGCGUGUUGAUACUAAAUUUGGAAGGGACUUUUCUGUGGAUGUUGAUAAACAACGAAUGGUUAUUGCUCCAAUACUAAGAUUAGUAUUUUCCUUGACCUCAUUGGUUGAUACAUCUGAUUUUUUUGAGGUGAAGAAUAAAGUUGUGCGUGAAGUUAUAGAAUUUGUUAAAGGGAAUCUAUUGCUGUUUGAUCAAAUUCUUCAGGAAAACAUUUCAGAUGUUGAUGAACUGACUAUGGAACAAAUGAAUCUUGUUGUUGGGAUGCUGAGCAAGGUUUGGUCAUAUGAAGAGAGUGGUGAAUAUGGUUUCAUUCAAGGGCUCUUUGGGAUGAUGUGUGUUCUUUACUCACAUAAUCCAGAAUAUUUUUCUUCGACGGAGUCCACACGUUUUUUGGAGAGUAAGAGGAAGGCAGAAUUGAACAGAUCUCGCCUUUGCUUUAGCUUGAGCUCGUAUCUCUAUUUUAUGGUGAAACAGAAGUCCUUGAGACUACAGGUGUCAGAUGGUCCCACAGAGUAUCGUGCAUCUGCCACACGACAGCAACCUACAUUGACUUUGCUUGGUCAUUUCCUCAACUCUUUGACUACUGCACUUGAACGAGCGGCUGAAGAGAAUUGCUUACUACUUAACAAGAUCCGAGACAUCAAUGAACUAUCAAGACAGGAGGUUGAUGAAAUAAUUACCAUGUGUUCUCGUCAAGAUUGUAUUUCUUCAAGUGAGAAUAUUCAGAGAAGGAGGUAUAUUGCCAUGGUGGAGAUGUGUCAAUCUGUCGCAGACAGGAAUCGACUUGUUACCCUAUUACUUCUGCUUGCAGAAAAUGUGAUGAACAUAAUCCUUGUCCAUUUUCAAGAUGGCCAAGUGAUGAAAGCAUUUACAAAUGAAAGAAAAGGGAACUUUGAUGAGGACAUCAGUUUUCUUUGCCAGAAGUUAGUUCCAAUUUUAGAAAGGCUUGAAUCGCUAACUGAGGAUAAAACGGGCCACAACCUCAAGGUAUUUUGUAGAUUAGCGAGUUCCCUCAAGGAAAUAUCUAUUCAGAAGCUGGCAAUGUGAGUAUUGUUAUUUUACCAUGCCAGUAUACCUUUUUCUGUAUAAUUUGGAGAAUGUACAAGCCAUUCACCAUUUUGUCUUGGGGAUCCUUAUUUAUUGUUCUCCUGUAUAUCGUACUUGUGCAUAAAUGAAUGUAUCAUAGAAUUCACUUUGAUAGUUCUUGAGAUCGGUUUGCUGGUUGCCUGAAGAUUAUCAAUGGAGAGUUUGGAGUUGAAUUUCUGUUUU
Molecule: messenger RNA, 6000 nt
Organism: Coffea eugenioides
Lineage: Eukaryota; Viridiplantae; Streptophyta; Magnoliopsida; Gentianales; Rubiaceae
Product: nuclear pore complex protein NUP205
Exons: 45
Coding region: 142-5778 (1878 amino acids)
Cellular component (GO): nuclear pore
Source: RefSeq, a predicted model, not a curated record